Molecule: messenger RNA, 5316 nt
Organism: Leptonychotes weddellii (Weddell seal)
Lineage: Eukaryota; Metazoa; Chordata; Mammalia; Carnivora; Phocidae
Source: RefSeq, a predicted model, not a curated record
AUACAGGUAGACCUUUCUUAGAGAUGCACAGUGAAAUACCCGAAAUUAUAUAUAUGACUGAAGGAAGGGAGAUCGUCAUCCCCUGCCGGGUCACGUCACCUAACAUCACUGUGACUUUAAAAAAGUUUCCCCUUGAUACCCUGAUCCCGGAUGGAAAACGAAUAACCUGGGACAGUAGGAAGGGUUUUAUAAUAGCGAAUGCAACAUACAGAGAAAUAGGGCUUCUGACCUGUGAAACAACAGUCAACGGGCAUUUGUACAAGACCAACUAUCUCACCUAUCGACAAACCAAUACCAUCCAAGACGUCCAGAUAAGCACUCCAAGCCCAGUCAAGUUGCUUCGAGGACGCACUCUUACCCUCAACUGCACUGCUACCACUGAUUUGAACACGAGGGUUCAGAUGACCUGGAGUUACCCUGGUGAACAAUUGUUUCUGGGUUUUGAUAGAAGUCAGAUAUUCUCAGUAAACACCAGGAGGGAACAAACUCUUAUCCUGUUGGUGGCUGUACGACAAGAUAUGAUAAAACAUCUACUGACCGCCAGUUACCUUCGAAAAUGGCGUUGUCCAAUAGAACUUCGUGUGAUUGAAAUACCUUUUCUGACUAAUACAUAUUUAAUAUUUAGAACAGGAAGGAUGUAUGGAGAUAUACUGGUGUGGGUUGCUUUCAGAGCAAGCAAAAUAUAUUUUCUAUUUUUAAGUUGUGGGGAUGAAUAUGGGGGGAAAAAUCUAAGGAAAAGAGGAAAAUGUGUUUUGUUAUCUUUGUUAUCUCAGGACUUAACCAGUGAUUUUUAUUUCACCUGUCACCAUGGGCUGGACCAUGCUACAAAGCAAUAUAGUGAUGACUUGCUUUUUUUAAAAAAUAGGUAUGACUUUUGCUCCAAUAAUGAAGAGUCCCUAAUCCUGGAUCCCGACAGCAACAUAGGAAACAGGAUUGAGAGCAUCACUCAGCGCACGGCAAUAAUAGAAGGAAAGAAUAAGACGGCUAGCACCUUGGUUGUGGCUGACUCUAGAAUUUCUGGAAUCUACAGUUGCAUGGCUUCCAAUAAAGUAGGAUCUGUGGAAAGAAACAUAAGCUUUUAUAUCACAGGUAAGCCGUAUAUCCUAUACUCACAAAGAUACCCCAUCUCCUUGGGUGAAAUCCAAGGCCUUGGGCUUCAUUUGUUCAUUGUGUCAGCCUUAAACCAGGAUUUGAGUGAUAGAAAGUUGGUUGAGGGUCAGGUCUACUGCAAUGAAGAUGAUGGAAGCAGGACUUCCUUUGGCCCCGGGGCCACAGAUGUGUUUCAGUCCAGCUGUGUGCUCUUGGUCAAGUUACUUAACCUCACCGGAUCUGCUUCCACGUCUGUAAAACGGGAGACCGUGAGACCUUGCGGGGCGGUUGUCAACGUCAAGAUGGAAAGUGUGUCGUGUAGUGCUCGCACACAGCAGGCGCCAAUCAACGGAAUUAUUUUAGGACCAGGAAGCAGCACGCUGUUUAUUGAAAGAGUCACAGAAGAGGAUGAAGGUGUCUAUCACUGCAAAGCCACCAACCAGAAGGGGUCCGUGGAAAGUUCGGCGUACCUCACUGUUCAAGGAACCUCGGACAAGUCUAACCUGGAGCUCAUCACUCUGACAUGCACCUGCGUGGCUGCAACCCUCUUCUGGCUCCUGUUAACGCUCUUUAUCCGAAAACUGAAAAGGUCUUCUUCUGAAAUAAAGACGGACUACCUAUCGAUUAUAAUGGACCCAGACGAAGUUCCCCUGGACGAGCAGUGUGAGCGGCUCCCUUAUGAUGCCAGCAAGUGGGAGUUUGCCCGGGAGCGACUUAAACUGGGCAAGUCACUUGGAAGAGGAGCUUUUGGAAAAGUGGUUCAAGCUUCUGCAUUUGGCAUUAAGAAAUCACCCACGUGCCGGACUGUGGCUGUAAAAAUGCUGAAAGAGGGGGCCACAGCCAGUGAGUACAAAGCUCUGAUGACUGAGCUCAAGAUCUUGACCCACAUUGGCCACCAUCUGAAUGUAGUCAACCUGCUGGGAGCCUGUACCAAGCAAGGAGGGCCCCUGAUGGUGAUCGUUGAAUAUUGCAAAUACGGAAAUCUGUCCAACUACCUCAAGAGCAAACGGGACUUAUUCUUUCUCAACAAGGAUUACCAGGUGGACAGUAGCACUCUGCUGGCCUCCCCCUUGCUGAAGCGCUUCACCUGGGCUGAGAGCAAACCCAAGGCCUCCGUGAAGAUUGACUUGAGAGUAACCAGUAAAAGUAAGGAGUCGGGGCUUUCUGACCUCACGCGGCCUGCUUUCUGCCAUUCCGGGUGUGGGCACAUCAACAGAGGCAGGCGCAGAUUUACGUAUGACAACUCAGAGCUGGAAAAGAAGAUUUCGUGCUGCUCUCCUCCCCCAGACUACAACUCGGUGGUCUUAUACUCCACCCCGCCUGUCUAAAGUUUGACACAUCGCCUUCUUUCUAGAACCACACAAGUAUUUAUGCCCCCUGAAAACUAGCUGCUUCUGCCAGUAUGACACAUAUAUAAAUGUACACCUUUACCUUUCCACAGGAGCAAGCUGCCUUUUGUGAUUUUUUAAUAGUGCUUUUUUUUUUUCUUUUUGACUAACAAGAAUGUAACCCCAGAUAGAGUAAUAGUGACAAGUGAAAAACACCACUGGUAAAUCCUCACAUUAUUCAGUGUGUUAGAGAAACCCUUUCUAAGCCCAAUGACUUACCUGCUCCUACCCCUGAGACCACAGGGCAUUUGAUGAUUCAGGAGACACACUGACCCCGCCGUGCAGUGUGGACUCCAUGGGGCCAGCCACCGGCACCCGGGAACCAGGAGGCAACCAGCCCUAAGCUGGCCUGUGCAAUGUCUCUGGGGUCCUCUAGCAGAUGUGACAUGGGAGGAGGAGAAGGAAAGAAGGGAAAACGGUAGCAGAGAGUAAACAGGACGGAGCACUGGAGAGAAGAAUUUGUGCUGUCCCAUAUGGGAAGGGAGUAGGAAAAGCCAUGACAAUGCUUCCAAACCCUGACCGAACCCGGUCCACAUGGAAAACCCAGCCAGGGAGCAGAUAGGACAGAAGGAUGAGGGGACAUUUUCUGGAUUCCGGCAGGCAAGAAAAGGACAGACAUAUUUUUUUGGAACUACAAAACAAAUUUUUAAAAUCUUAGCUAUGGGACUGGAUCUAUGCCCAUUCCCAUAUAUGGCACAUUUUUAAAUUUCUAGCACUGAGCUUGGUGCUCAAAUCUGAGCCGAGACUGCAGGCCCCUCUAGCAAGAUACACUGCAAACUCACCCUGAGCUAAGCUGGCUCCACGGCAUGAUGGCCUCACACUUAGCAGGUUGCUCAGAGUAAGCUAACUGGAAUGAGUCUGGUCUGUUAGGGCUACCUGUUGGGCUUUAAGCCACAUGUUCAAAAAUAUUGUCAGAUUCUAUUUUGAGUCUUAAUGUAUAAUCAAAACACUUCAAGUUUUUUACAUUAACCUGUUUUGUACAGUUAGUUAUAAAAGGAAGCUCUGAGGAGGAUGAAAAUGAGUCUUGCGGAGGGUUUCCUCUAUGCCAAAACCAGGAUAGAUGGAGCAAAAACAGGAUGAACAGGGUGAAAACCCCAUCUCUAUACCAACCAAACCAACUCACUGAAACAGUUGGGACCCAAAGGAUAGGAAGUCAAUCAUGUUUCCUUUUCAAUGGGGAUUCUACUAUCUCAUGCUAGUCUACUGGAAAGAUGUGGAAGAACGUUAACCAAUGUUUAUUAAGCACUUUAUGCUCCUUGAGAAAAAAGGUGAUAUGUAAUUUAUGCAAGAUACUUUUAGAAUUGGGACUCAGGAUAUUAGUUAAUGAGCCAUCAAGAGGAGAAAAGCCUCUUUUCAUCUGCUUUGGACCUUGCCAUGGGUCUGAAGAUGAUGGAAAUAGGGAGACAGGGUACACAAGGGUGCCGACUCUUCAGAGUCUACAGACUCUGGAUCUCUCAACUGGCUCUGUUUGAAGCUAUGUAUUUAGGAUGUAUGCACCUUCUAAAGCCAGUCAAGGCUGGACAGGCAACAGUGAAUUGCUGCUUCUGGUAGUAGAGUAUGCUUCCCUUUAUGCACGUAACUUAACUCUAGAACCUGAGAUAUAAGGAAUCUUUGCUUCCUUCUCUGUGUGUCACACUCUGGUUUCAAGGUUCUUAGUAUAAAGAGAUGGGACAGUCAGCACACCCCAAGGGGGGCGGCGGGUGCUCCAGUGGGUUCUGCUGGGGAAGCCCCUGGCCGGCAGAGAAGCGAGGCAGGCCUCUCCACCAAGGGCCCAGUGCAAACAAAGUCAGGCCAGGGCCAGAAGAGGGGAUGAGCUUUGUUCCUCCUCUUCUUUGCACGCACAAAAGCACCUGGAACAGCUGGCGAUGGUAUCAAUCAGGUAACCAGAAGGAGAUUGAAUAGGGAAAAUUAAAAGAAGAUGUCAAUCAAUUCUCUCGUGCUUUCAAAACAGUAAGGAUCCAGCAAUGAGUGAAAACAGAAACCUUAACUACCCGUACCACAUCUUGAUUUCAAUAAUCUAAUUCUGUAUUGUUCAGAGACCUUAGUAAUGCCAUCUUUCCAAAAGAAAAACAAAACAAAACAUGUACUAGAACUGUAUUAAUUCAGCUGCUUCAAAGACUCAGGUUUAUAGCCUACACGAGUCCAUCAGUCAACAAUGGUUCCAUCUAGAGUCUUAACACAAAGAAAAAUGGAAGCUUGCAGGAAUGAGUCUAUCUAGUGGCAGAGUGCUUGCCACAGAAUGGUUCAUUUACCAGCCCUGAACAUUUAUUAAAAAGCACUGAAAAUGAAAACACUAAUUAACCGAUGAUAUUAUUAGAACCAUUUGUCAUUUAUGACAAAAACAGUUGGCACUAACAAGUAAAGCAGCAUUUCCUUUCAGGAUUUGUGAGGCCAUGUAUGUGUAACACUGUGGGUGGAACAGGACUGAAACCAUACGCAAGUCUAUUAUCUUGUUCGUCUAAGAAACGAUGCUCAGACCUUAGUUUUAGCCCAUGGAACAGAUUUGUCCAAAUCCUGAAAAAUGUCACGUAGGUCUUCUAGCUGUGCCUUGUUUCCCAGCCUGUAAGUAUGUCAAACCUGAAACAGAUACUUGCCAGGCCCUUUUCAUUCGUGAAAGGAGGAGCGCAUCUUUGACCGACAGUGGUAUAACUGUAUGUGUAUAUACGUGUGUGUUCUGUGCAUAACUAUUUAAGGAAACUGGAAUUUUAAAGUUACUUUUAUACAUACCAAGAAUAUAUGCUGCAGAUAUAAGUAAGACUUAAUUUGGUCCUACAUCUCUAGUCACUAUGAAUGUAUUUUGUAUGCUAUCUUCAUAUAAUAAAAUUAACUUCCAAAAAUA